Chelonia mydas (Green sea turtle) is the source of this 657-nucleotide messenger RNA. It is a transcript of the gene GSC2, whose product is annotated as goosecoid homeobox 2. The record is from RefSeq and is a predicted model, not a curated record. The coding region runs from base 1 to 657 and encodes 218 amino acids. Gene Ontology annotation, biological process: regulation of transcription by RNA polymerase II. The transcript is spliced from 3 exons. Gene Ontology annotation, cellular component: nucleus. Gene Ontology annotation, molecular function: RNA polymerase II cis-regulatory region sequence-specific DNA binding; DNA-binding transcription factor activity, RNA polymerase II-specific. Lineage: Eukaryota; Metazoa; Chordata; Testudines; Cheloniidae.
AUGUCUUCAGAAGCCCCGUUGGACACAGAGCUCAGCAGAAGAAGCCUCAAGAAGCAAUGCUCAUUCACCAUCGAGAACAUUCUCUCCAGCCCAACAGAGAGAAGUCCCCAGGUUCUGGUCCCGUUCUGUCUCCAGGGGAUCUUGGACUGUGAGCCCAAGGGGCUGUGUGGGCCGGAGGCCAUCGCUGCUGGCUCUCUGCAGGAGGAGGAGGAGGAAGAAGAAGAACUGGAAGCGGCUGGGUGCAGCUGCUGUUGCUGUUCUCAUGCAAGCACCCGUUCCCUGCAGGAUUCUUCAAAUUGGCUAGACACCAGAUUCCCCUGGCCCAUGAGGCUAAUUCAUCCCACUGCCAGGGCAUGUAAGAAUCUUCAUGGGAGCCAGAAUGAGCUGCAGACCUUCCAUCAGAUCCAAAGGCGGACCCGCCGGCACCGGACCAUCUUCACUGAAGAUCAGCUACAGGCCCUGGAGGCCCUUUUCAACCAGAACCAGUACCCAGAUGUCAUCACCAGGGAGCACCUGGCCAACCGCAUCCACUUGAAGGAGGAGAGAGUAGAGGUUUGGUUUAAAAAUCGACGGGCCAAGUGGAGGCAUCAGAAAAGAGCUUCUACUUCGGCUCUGCUCCUUCAAGGCACCAAGAAACCCGCAGAGGAGAACUGCUAA